AUGAUUGCUUUUGCAGAAAGAAGAAACUCCUCUGCAUCUAGCUUGUCAAAGUCACAAAGUAGAUGUGGUCCGCCAACUGAUAAAUUUGUAAAGACCAAGUUUGGAACAGAUGCUGCAACCACUUAUGUGAACAGUGUAAACGAAGAAGGUGCAUCAGCAUUACACUAUGCAGCUGAAGUUGUGGAUCAAGAGAAGAGUGCCAUGGUAGCAAAUCGAGAAGUGGUUAAGCUGUUGCUGGAGAAUGGCAUCGAUGUGACUUUGGCGACUAAAUCGACUCACAGUUCAGCAUUCCACGUCUGUGCUGAUGUGGGUAACAACGAUGUCCUAUGUGUGAUCUUGGAUUUCAUGACUACAGCAGAUGUACAAAAAGCGUUGAACAAACAGACAACGAUUGGAUGGACGCCAUUACUGAUUGCAUGUCAUAGAGGACAUAAAGAAUUAGUGCAAACCUUGCUGAAUAAUCAUGCCAGGGUCGAUGUUUUCGACGUAGAGGGCAGAUCUGCUUUACAUUUGGCUGCUGAUCGUGGAUAUUUACAGGUGUGCGAUUCACUUCUCAAACAUAAAGCAUAUAUCAACAGCAAAACUCGAGUUGGAAGAACACCUCUGCAUCUGGCUGCACUGAAUGGAUUUCAGAAUUAUGCAGCUGCAGCUGGCCAGUUGAAAGUGUGUACUCUUCUACUAGAAUUAGGUGCCAGUAUAGACGCUAGUGAUGACCAAGGUCAAAAACCCAUCCACGUUGCUUCUCAAAAUAACUUUCCAGAAGUUGUGAAACUUUUUCUGCAAAGACAUCCAUCUUUGGUCAUGGCUUGUACAAGGGGUGGAAAUACUUGCGCACACAUUGCAGCUAUGCAAGGAUCCGUUCGGGUCAUCGAAGAACUGAUGAAAUUCGAUAGAACUGGAGUAAUAUCGACCAGGAAUCGAAUUACUGAGGCUACACCUCUGCAGCUAGCAGCUGAAGUGGUCAUGCUGAGGUUGUCAAG
This is a messenger RNA of Ilex paraguariensis (yerba mate), 980 nucleotides long. Lineage: Eukaryota; Viridiplantae; Streptophyta; Magnoliopsida; Aquifoliales; Aquifoliaceae. The record is from the annotation of a GenBank genome assembly.